Molecule: messenger RNA, 4940 nt
Organism: Lethenteron reissneri (Far Eastern brook lamprey)
Lineage: Eukaryota; Metazoa; Chordata; Hyperoartia; Petromyzontiformes; Petromyzontidae
Gene: SYT7
Product: synaptotagmin 7
Biological process (GO): vesicle fusion; calcium ion-regulated exocytosis of neurotransmitter
Cellular component (GO): synapse; synaptic vesicle; plasma membrane
Molecular function (GO): calcium-dependent phospholipid binding; calcium ion binding; clathrin binding
Source: RefSeq, a predicted model, not a curated record
CGUUGUGCGGGUCGCGCGCGCGCACGUGCGUUGUGCGGGUCGCGCGCGCGACCUGAUCCGAGGAGUUUCCUUGAAGUCGUCGUUUGUCAGGCAGCGGCAUGUCGUGCCGAGUGAGCCGCUCUCGUUAGCGGGGUUUACGUUUUCCCUUCUGGAGGGGGGAGCCGUUUCUUUCGGCUGUUUAUUUAUCUCAGCGGUUCCUGUGUCUCGGGCUCGUUAUAUUUUUACACUACAAAAAAAUAGCAGUGUCGACUUGCGAGGCUGCGCCUCCGCCGACGCACAGUGUCCGCUCAUCGCUCUCGUAGAGAGGGAGGGAGAAUGACUCAGAGAGGGAGAGAGGACGACUCAGAGAUAGGGGGACGACUCAGAUAGGGAGAGAGGACGACUCAGAGAGAGAGGGGACGACUCAGAGAGGGAGAGAGGACGACUCAGAGAGAGGACGACUCAGAGAGAGGACGGCUCAGAGAGGGAGAGAGGACGAUUCAGAGAGAGAGGGAAUGACUCGGAGAGAGAGGACAACUCAGAGAGAGGACGACUCAGAUAGGGAGAGAGGACGACUCAGAGAGAGAGGGAAUGACUCAGAGAGGGAGAAAGGACGACUCAGAGAGAGGACGACUCAGAGAAAGGACGACUCAGAGAGAGGACGGCUCAGAGAGGGAGAGAGGACGACUCAGAGAGAGAACGAUUCAGAGAGGGAGAGAGGACGACUCGGAGGAACCAGGAGGCGGAUCCACAGACGAGGAGUGGGAAAGCAGCAGCAGUAACAGCCAAGGCGGUGUCGCGUCCCACACAUCCCAGGAUUUCCGAGCCCACUUAGACUCUUUCCCGGUGCUGGUGCUGCUGGUCUCGGCCGUCCUGGCCGUUUGUUUCACAGCCAUCAUCGCCGCCUGUGGCUUCUGUAAGUGGUGUCAGCGGACCAUGACCAGGGAAUACAAGGACCCUGCGAAUGAAGAAGGCAGCAUUGGUGAACACAGCUACGAUGGCAGCGUCAAGCUGCGGAACGAAAAGAAGCUGAUGAAUGAUCUUGAUAAAGAUUUUUGGAAUAACAAUGACACUAUGGCCCAUCAGAAAUGGAGCUCCUACCCUCCAAAGGAAUUCAUCCUAAACGUGUCUCCAUACGCUCCGUACGGUGACCCACGACUCUCCCUAAAUGGCACAGUCGUGUCGCACAGCCGGCCAGGCGGUGGGGCCCGGGGCCCGCGGCCCGUCAGCGAGCCCAUCCGAAGCGGGUCGAUGCCGAGCAGCGUGUGCAGCGAUGGGCGAAGCACGGCGCGGCCCGGGCUGGCGUGGCGGACCCUGCAAACACAUUUGGCUUCGGGGAAUCUCAGCCUCGCAAAGCUGGGGGGUCCCGGGAGGGGUGCUGGCUCCGCGCCCGCCCAAGGUCAGCAGGAAGGCGAGUUCGAUCGACGGACAGAGACCCGCUCCUCCAUCUCGGAAAUCGUCAACUCCAUCACGAGUGACAUGCUCAUGAUCUCGCCCGACUCGGACGAGGACACGGGCGCAACGGAGAACCUCGGCAAGAUCCAGUUCAGCGUGGGCUACAGCUUCCAGGACAUGACGCUCACCGUGAAGAUCCUCAAGGCCGUGGAGCUCCCGGCGAAAGACUUCAGCGGCACGAGCGACCCCUUCGUCAAGAUCUACCUGCUGCCCGACAAGAAGAACAAGGUGGAGACCAAGGUGAAGCGCAAGAACCUCAACCCGCACUGGAACGAGACCAUCCUCUUUGAAGGGUUUCCCUACGAGAAGGUCAUCCUGAGAACGCUGUACCUGCAAGUCCUGGACUACGACCGCUUCAGUCGAAACGACCCCAUCGGCGAGGUGUCGCUGCCGCUCAACAAGCUGGACCUGUCCAGCAUGCAGACCUUCUGGAAGGACCUCAAGCCUUGCAGCGACGGCAGCGGGAGUAGAGGGGAGCUGCUGCUGUCGCUCUGCUACAACCCGACAGCCAACAAGAUCACCAUCGCCGUCAUCAAGGCCCGCAAUCUCAAGGCCAUGGACAUCGGCGGCACGUCCGACCCGUACGUCAAGGUGUGGCUGAUGAACAAGGAGAAGAAGGUGGAGAAGAAGAAAACGGAGGUGAAGAAGCGCUGCCUCAACCCCGUGUUCAACGAGACGUUCGUCUUCGACAUCCCCACGGAGAAACUCCGCGAGACCACCAUCGUCGUCACCGUCAUGGACAAGGACAGGUUGAGCCGCAACGACGUCAUCGGCAAGAUCUACCUGUCGUGGAAGAGCGGCCCGGGGGAGGUGAAGCACUGGAAGGACAUGAUCGCCAAGCCCCGGCAGCCCGUGGCGCAGUGGCACCAGCUGAAGGCGUGACCAAACCCAACAGCGACAGAGACGAUAUCAACGACAACAACAACAAUGACGAUGAUGAUGAUCUAAACAACAACUGUGGCCGGUAGGCCGUCUCCGAAGGGAGGCAAGGGCGGCAGAGGGGACAGAGCGAGGGGGUCCGAGAGCCACACUUCCACCCCCAGCAGACUCCUCGUGGCGACGGAGCACGAUGCGGCCGGCGUUGGGGCCCAUGGGGUUUGCGGCUUCUCUCUCCGUCUCUCUUUCUUUUUUUUAUUAUCGCCGUCGGCCGCUCGGCGGAGGCUCUCUCCCCGCGCGCGCCGGUGGCACCCGCUCGUCUCCGUCGUUCUUCCUCUCCAGCGUUCGGUGUCCACGGCGGGAAGCGUUGGUUGCCCGCGGAGGGAAAUGUACCGCGGAAACGUCGGCGGCGGUUCUUCCCUUUUUUUUUGUGUGUGCGCCCGCCGACUUCCAGCAACCGCCAACCCCGUCCCUCGUCAUCCCAUUCCUCUCUCUCCGCGCCGCCGUCUCCGCGAUCGCGGCUCGCUCGGGGGAACGUCGCGUGUCGCCGCUCGAUUUUACCGCGCCGGCCCUGAGCUUUAGGCAGAGGUGGGGGGGGGGGGGGGUGGCGAUCUGGGCACCAAGAGUUGGCGACGUAGCGGGCACCGUUAACGACUUCCGUGUCUCGUAGCGGGCACCGUUAACGACUUCCGUUUCAUAGUAGGCACCGUAACGACUUCCGUUUCAUCGUAGGCACCUUAACGACUUUCAUUUCAUAGUGGGCACCGUAACGAUAUAAGUCUCGUAGCGUGCACCGUAACGACUUCCGUUUCAUCGUAGGCACCUUAACGACUUCCGUGUCUCAUAGUAGGCACCGUUAACGACUUCCGUUUCAUAGUAGGCACCGUAACGACGUCCGUCUCGUUCAUUCCUUUACCUACAUGGCUCGCAAUCUGAGCGUCUGUCGCUGAUCGCGCGUCACACUCGCACGUCACAUCCAACGAUAUCAAACAACAGGGUCAUUCCCAGCCGAUUGCUAUUCUUGGGGAGGUGGUUGGUGGUGGUGGGUGGCGUUGAUCGGGGUGGCACCAAAUUGGUUGCUCGCCGGGGUGGGCCGGGGGGCUUUCGCUUGCGCUACGAGGCCCGGGGGCUGUAAACCGCGUGAUGUUCUAACGCGUCGCUCGCACCGCCACUUGGUUUUGGUUCGGCGAGGCGGUGAAGCCGGGAGCCGCUUGUUACGCUCGCUCGGUGCAGCUCGUGCCCAACUGCCACGGAGCUUUUUCGUCUCACUCCCAUCUCCCUCGCUCGAGUCAAUAUCUUUCGUCUCACUCCCAUCUCAAUCUCUUCUCAACAUCCCUUCCGUCAAGUUGUUUUCGCCGCUCGGACUGCCCGCGACCGCGUGCCGGGAACCGUCCCCGACGCGUUUUGUUUUGAGCCGUCGAUGAGAACUUUUUUUGCGGCUUUGUGUUUUUUUUACACGGGUCGGCUGUAAGCCACGUGACUGCACUGCACACAUUGGUUGUUGUUGUUAUUGUUGUUCUUGUUAUUGUCGUCGUUAAUAUAUUGCUGCGCAUUUUUUGGGGGGGGCAACUGGAAGCUUUACAGAAAAAGCCAUCGUCAUUGCCAACCGAUGAGCGUCGGUUUAAUCUUGGAGUUGUUUGGCGAGUCGGAGGUUGUCGCGAUCGCUGCGUUCUCCAACAGGAAGACGGCGACGUGGUUUGGCGGAGAGUUGCAUCUCGCAAUCCUGCAGCUGUUGCGCGCGCGCGAGUGGCAGCAGUGGUCAGGGUUGGCGCGCUGCGCUACGAGCCCGGCGACCCCGAGUUCGAUUCGCGGCUCACGAACGGUAACAGUGGCGAAUAUCUAAGGUCGACUCAGUCUCGUAGAAUUAUUAGUAUCUGUUUUAUUUCGAUUUAAAGCUUUCGUGACUGCAGGGAUUCAUCUUCUUGGUUCUUUCGGUAAAGUCACGUAGAAGGGAAAUAAUAAAAUAAUAAAAUAAAACAUAAUAAAAUAAAAUAAUAAAUAUUUUAUUAAAAUAAAAUAAUAAUUAUUUUAUUAUGCUUUAUUUAAAAUUUUAUUAUUUUAUUAUUUCCCUUCUACGUGACUUUACCGAAAGAACCAAGAAUAAUGAGUAUCUGGUGCGGUGUGUAAACAAUUGCCACUGGGGAGAAAAAGGCGGCUCGGGCGUGGUGCUGGCCACCCACCCCCUUUUCGUGUGCCGUGCCGGCCUUCAUGGGUGCUCGCUAACAGCACUUGCUCCUAACAGUCUAUUAAAAGGCUGUCUGCGGGUAUGGUUGUCUUUGUGUGUGACCAGACGCUUAUACAUUUAUUCACACCGGGGGCGCAGGUUUGGAGGGGUGCAUCUUCUACUUUCCCGAGCCGUCGUAUAUUCCAGAGAAUUCGGUGCGAACCAAAGAAACUGCUCAACGCUCUUGAACGAUCUUCCAUUUUUUGACUGUUUCUUCUUCUUCUUUGCUUUAAAGAACCCUCUCCGCGCGCCGUUUAACUGCAGUCAAUCUCAGAGGAGCAUCGAGCUCUUUAAGAGCUAGGCUCGGAAACGUUAUUACAAGUUCUGCCCGUUGAGAGAUUGGACACGAAAUGUGACAUUUUUGACUCCACUUUGAAACCAGAUUAAAAAUUAUCUGAGAAUCUUA